Pelmatolapia mariae (spotted tilapia) is the source of this 3600-nucleotide messenger RNA. RefSeq names its product E3 ubiquitin-protein ligase RNF14-like. The record is from RefSeq and is a predicted model, not a curated record. Gene Ontology annotation, cellular component: ubiquitin ligase complex; cytoplasm. The transcript has 7 exons. Gene Ontology annotation, molecular function: zinc ion binding; ubiquitin conjugating enzyme binding; ubiquitin protein ligase activity. The coding region runs from base 345 to 2129 and encodes 594 amino acids. NCBI's taxonomy places the organism in Eukaryota, Metazoa, Chordata, Actinopteri, Cichliformes, Cichlidae. Gene Ontology annotation, biological process: ubiquitin-dependent protein catabolic process; protein polyubiquitination; positive regulation of proteasomal ubiquitin-dependent protein catabolic process.
AGGAGUUUAAUAGUGUACUGUAUUGUUGGGUUCUUAGAGACCUGGAUUGCAAAUAAAAGUGCAAAAUGGACUAUUAAGGAGUAUUAGUACUAAAAAAACAAACAAAAAACUUGCUGAUUGGCCUGUUAGACUGGUUUGCAUUAGCAGCAGGUCUACAGUAGGCUGAGGUUGCUGCCUGUACUUUGUUUCUUACAUCAUACGCUGAUGAGUCAGAGGGACGGACAAACAAGGACCAGGAACAGGCUGGUGUAACCCAGAGUCACCUCAGCCUCAGCAAGAAGCAGGAAAACAUAUUCAGAGAAGGAAGGCUUCUCACAAAACCAGACCGAGGAGGAAGUGGAGGGAUGACUGAGGACUUGGAGGAGCAGGAAGACGAGCUGCUCGCUCUCCAGAGUAUCUUUGAUGCGGACGAGUUUGUUUGGGACGAGUCGAAGUCUGCCGGAGAAAUCCGAGUAUGUGUCGAGCUUCCUGUCGGCUUCAGCGUGGCUCUCAGAGAGGGUGAAAGUCUGCGUCAGUAUGAUAUUUCCUUCCUUCCACCGCUGCUUUUGAACUUUGGACUUCCUGAGGACUACCCCUCCUCCUCCCCUCCCUCCUUCAGCCUCACCUGCAGCUGGCUGACUCACACACAGUUGGCUGCACUGCGCGCCCAUCUCGCGGAUCUCUAUGAGGCCACUGGGGGCGCUGUGGUGCUCUUCUCCUGGGUGCAGUUUCUCAGAGAAGACGCUCUGAGGUUCCUGAACAUCCACAGUAAGCUGGAUCUUCCUCCUGAUGAACGCAGCACCCUGCAUUAUAACCAGGACCAACACGAUGCUGAACUCUCAGAACCAAAGAACAAUUCAGAGGCAGAGUUCUCUGCACCAUCCUCGGAAAUUCAGGAGAAUCCUUCAGACGGGAGCCGCACAGACUCUCAGGGAGCUUCGGCUUUAGACUCCUGCAAGCAUGACCAGAAUGAUUUGAACUCUCACACGAGCCAGAGUGAUGUAACUUCAGAUUAUCAAAGAGCUCUUUCUCCAGAGCCUGCACUCCAAAACCAAACCACACACACUCCAGAUGUGACAAUCCUCCAAGCCUCAGAGUUUAAGGUUGAUCCCCAGGAUGAUCUUUCUUCAUCUGCAGAGAAAUCCAAGCAUCAUCAAAGUGGCCGGGAAGAUUUCUUAAAUGAAGGAGAUGCUUCUCUCUCAUCGCUGCUUCCCUCUACCUCCUCAGGCACGUUAGAGCCAAGUGAACUUGGAGCUGCUUCUCUGCCGGUCCACCCCACAGAUUCUCCUCAGAGUGAAGAGCAAACCCUCUCUGGUCUCUUUUUAACUCCAUCACAGACUCUGCUGUCCCACAUUUUGAUCUGUGAUGCGGCCCAGAAACACAAAGUGUUUGCCACCACCGUCUUUGACUGCGGGGUUUGUUUUAUGGGCCGACUUGGGUCCGAGUGCGUGAAGCUGUCACCGUGUGGCCACGUCUUCUGCCGGGCCUGUCUCUGCGAGUUCUGUACGGUUCAGAUCACAGAGGGGAACGUCCAGGGUGUCACCUGUCCUCAGGCAGACUGCGCUGGUGCCCCUACACCUGCACAGGUGCAGAGUCUGGUAGGGGAGAAGCUGUUUGACCGCUAUGACCGUCUCCUGCUGCAGAAGACUCUGGACAGCAUGUCUGAUGUGACGUACUGUCCUCGAACAUCCUGUGGCUCUGCUGUGAUUUUGGAGAAGUCCAGCAAGGCAGCGCUUUGCUCUGAGUGCGGCUUUGCCUUCUGCGUCAUAUGCAGAAAAACCUACCAUGGAACGGGGAAGUGUGAGACCAAGAAAAAAUAUGCUGAAAGAUAUAUAAUAGACCUGCCACAGUCACAAGAGGGGAUGAAGGCUCUCUGGGAGGACUAUGUCAGUGGCAGCAGGGAGAGGAAGCGCCUGCUGGAAAACAGAUAUGGCCGCAAUUUACUGGUGUCCAUUAUGGAAAAAAGCCUAAGUGACAACUGGAUUGCCAACAAUAGCAAGAGUUGUCCUGAAUGCUUCACUAGAAUAGAGAAGGAUGGAGGGUGUGACCGGAUGAUGUGCACUCGCUGUAAGAAGAUUUUCUGCUGGAACUGCCUCACCAGACUGACUCCAGAAACCGAACACUUUUAUGGGGGUCAAUGUUCUUCCUAAUUCUAACCUCCCCUGCUAUCAGCUACUUGAAUGUUGUUUUUUUUUUUGCAUUUUUAAAUAUUUACUGUCUACAUCUUUAAAGAAAACCUGUAUAAAAGCACACAAGACAGCAGUUAUUUUAAAAUGUUUUUCUUUGUCAGAAAAUGGAAAAAUUGAUAUUUUACAUCCUGUUACCACGGGUUUCUACUCUUGCCUUAAAAGUCAUUCCCAAAUGAUACCGUAUGUCAUACUGUCUCAUAGUCAGCAGGGGGCACUAAAAACAGGCACAAAAACCAAACUUUUGGUUCCUUAGAAAACACAGAGAUUGCCCUCUUUGGCUGUUUUAUUUGCCUUAGGCCGCAAUGAAGCAUUUAUACCAAAGGUGUAUGUUCUAACUCAUUAUAAUUUGUGGCCUUUACUGUCAACAUACUGAUCAGUUAUUCUUUCAGUUAAUGGACAAAGUAUGUGGUCAGAAAACAGACACAUUUUCCAGAACCCUGUUUUUUUAAACCAGCAGUUCAAAAACACAAGUUUCUUUUUCUACUGAUGAACCAAAUUAACUGAGCAAGUAUUUCCCAAACUGAUGAAUUCCUCUGCUUUUAGAUGUGUGCUGCUGUUAAGUACUGCUAUGGCACAAAAAUGCUCUGUGCAGUCAUUAUCACUGUAACGUUUGAACUCUGAGGGAAAAGACAGGUUCACACUGCCACAGAUAUAUGCAGCUGCAACAACUACAGGUAAAGCUUCUGACCUUGACGUGCAUGUUUCAUUUCAAUUCCAGCAGCAGCCUACAGGUAGAUCCUGAACAUUUGGCUUCUUUCCCCUUCCUCCGCUGCCCUGUGAUGACAGUGGAACAAAGAUGCCAGCAUGUUUGAUUUUCCUGUCUGUCCAGGAAAAAUCCUACUUCCUCAUCACUUCCUCAUAAAUGUCUAAACAGCAGUUUGCCUUUAUAACCCACUGAAGGAGACUGCACAAUGCAAGAAUAGUUUUUAAUUGUAUCAGUUACACCUUUAUUUUUCCUGCUAGCACAAACAAAAUACAUGCUUCAUUAAAAAAAGACACAUUUACUAACUCUCCAGACUGGAACCACUGUAGCUCCAAAAAUGCAGGCUCAUCCUUUAGUUAGAACACCUUGAAACAUGGCUCCAUCACCUCCCCCUCAACCCCAACUGGUCACAGCAGAUGACUUAUUCUUCCGAACUUGGUUCUGCUGGAGGAUUCUUCCUGUCAAAAGGGAGUUCUUCCUUCCCACUGUUGCCAAGUGCAUGCUCAUGGGCGUUCAUCUGAUUGUUGGGAUAUUCUCUGUAGGAUCUUUAACUUAUGGUAUAAUAUACUUUGAAGUGACUGUUGCAGGGGUUUGGCACCACAUAAAUAAAACUGAGUAAAUUGGAAAUCAGUUUGAAAUUUCUAGAAAAUUUAUACUGACACAUACAGUGUGUAUUGGAAGGAAAUCUUAGAUAAAGAAGCAUGAAUUCACAGAAAACUAAAGCAACUG